UGCCGCAGUCUGGCAAACCGAAGCAGCAGCAGCAGCAGCAAGUGAAUUCAUUGUGAUUUUUAGCCGUGAAAAGAGCAAAAGUUUCAAUAAUGAGGUCCAUCGUGCUUUUCGCGUUCCUCGUCAUCGCCGUGCUGAGUUUUCACUCGGAGCCCGUCAACGCUCAGCUAGAUCUGUUGGGUGGACUGUUGGGAGGUGAUGGUGGCGGUCUCUUGGGCGGAUUGUUGGGCGGCGGUGGUGGCGACAGCUCUGAGGAAGGAAAGGGCGGCAGCGAGGGUGGACUCGGCGGAGUUACCAAGGUUUUGGGACCGGUGACCGGCAUUCUCGGUGGACUGGGAAAGAAAAAAUAAGCAUCCUGUAGGAUUUUACAAUUUUUACGGAAUUCUUAGCGCCUUUUUAUUCAUUACAAUCAUUUUAGGAAAUUUGCUAUCAAGUUUAUAUUACGUCACAGACGUAUACUGAAAUUUUCAUCACAUCGUCAUAUAUAUAUCAAUGUCAGUUACUGAACAUACAGAAUAAAUAUUACACAUAAUUUACAACAAGUGAUAUACCUUUUAAUUUAAUUUAAUACAUUUUCCAUUUUUUUCAAACUUUGUAUCAUAUGCGUAUUCGAUAAAAAUGCAUUUAAGAAUAAGUCAUAGACGGAUCCUGAUUUAUUGUUCAUGAUUACUCGUAAAAUAAGCUAACAAUUAAUUACAAAUAAAAUUCCUUUUUUCGAAUCAAUCGGUCUCGAGGCUACCUCUGGGCCUGCUAAGAUGUCCAAUGGUACAAUUUCUCGGUGCUCGUCCCGUUCUGCGCAUUCGGCCUACAAAAAAUCAAAAUCAAAAUUUGUGACAUCGAUACAUUUCGUGAUAGGAAAACUUUCCAAAACUAAAACAAAAAAUUUAUUACGAGAAUAGACUAAAAAAAUAAAAGAAUCGACUAUUCGACGAAUUUUCUCUUGCAAAAAUCGUAAACUAAAAUUUGCGUUUUUCGAACGAGGACGACGACGACGCCCCACGCGCGUGCAUAAAACCGUAUCGCAAAUUUUUGUGCUGUCGCAGAGUCGUAAUAUAGCGUGAAUUGAGUAGUGCGACGCGAUAAAACAAACUCUGCGAGUAGCUUCUAUCAUGCGAAUGCGUAUACGUGCAAAAGAAUAACGAAUGCGAAUUCGAUUCGUAUUUUGCUUUUUUCAUCCUUUCAAACGACAAACUGCGUCAGGUAGCGGCGGCAGUGUGUCGAUGAUGAAAAAUCU
This is a messenger RNA of Trichogramma pretiosum, 1231 nucleotides long. RefSeq names its product glycine-rich cell wall structural protein-like. The transcript has 3 exons. Lineage: Eukaryota; Metazoa; Arthropoda; Insecta; Hymenoptera; Trichogrammatidae. The record is from RefSeq and is a predicted model, not a curated record. Bases 90 to 347 code for a protein of 85 amino acids.